UAUUGAUAACAGGAGGGCAUUUUGUGGCUGGUCAUUGAAAAAACCACAUCUAGCAAUCAUGCAGGCAAUACAAUUAUUAUUUGUUUUAAUUGUAGCAGUAGUAGCUGCUUCAGCACAAAAAUCCUACGAUGGAUUCAAGCUGUACAAAGUGGUGCCAAAAACACAAAAACAAGUGCAAAUUUUAGAACAAAUAAGAGAUUCGGGAUUGGGGGACUUUUGGAUGGACUAUUUCAAAGUCGAUGAUGAUCUCAGGGUGUUGGUGUCUCCAGAAAUGCAAGAAGUGGUUCAAGGAAGGUUAAUGCAAGCAGGAUUGGAAGUCAAAACUAUUAUAGAGGAUGUUCAACAAGUAAUCAACCAGCAAUUGAACCCAAACCAAGUCGUCUCAUCUAGAAGCAGCGGCUUCCUUUCUUACGACUGGGAUAGCUACCAUAACUUGACCGUCAUCGAAGAAUGGCUUGAUGAAAUCGCCGCUGCUUAUCCUUCUGUCGUCUCUCUCGUUACCAUGGGUUACUCUGUCGAGAAUAGACCGAUCAGAGGAAUCAUCAUCAACUACAACUCCAACAUAACAAAGCCUGUUGGCAUCAUUGAGGGAACCCUUCACGCUAGGGAGUGGAUCUCACCAGCUACCGUCACUUGGAUUAUAAAAGAGUUCUUGAACAGUACUGAUGCUGAUGUUAGAGCAAUGGCUGAGGACACGGAGUGGCAUAUCUUCCCAGUGGUGAACCCAGAUGGCUAUGAAUAUACUUUUAAUAGUAACCGAAUGUGGAGGAAGAACAGAAGUACGGCAAAUUUCACCUCUUGCAAUUCUACCGGCGUCAACGAUGACAUGAGCAACGGGGUUGAUUUGAACAGGAAUUUUGAUUUUUACUGGAUGAGUGUCGGGGCCUCAGACAAUCCUUGUACCAACACCUUCGCUGGACCUUCAGCUGGCUCCGAGCCGGAGACCAAGGCAAUCUCCCAGUAUGUUCUGAACCUGCACCAGGGCGGAAGGAACAUCAUGUACUAUCUGUCAUUCCACUCGUUCUCCCAGCUGUUCAUCUUACCGUACAGCCAUGUUACCGAGCCAGCUGCUGACAAUCACGACGAUUUGAUGGUAAUAGCAUCAAACAGUUCCAGGAAAAUUUUCGAGAGAUACCAAACCACGUACAGAGUGGGAAUAGCUCAGGAAGUUUUAUACCCAAUGAGCGGCUCGAGCUUUGACUGGGUAAAGCUGUACGCAGACGCCUCCGUCAGCUAUUUGAUCGAACUUAGAGACCUUGGGGAAACCGGCUUCCUUCUUCCACCAGAGCAGAUCAUACCUAACAAUCUGGAAAUGAUGGACGGAUUGAUAGAAAUGGAUAAAGCAACGAAGCGAUUGGGAUACUUUUCUGGCGCUUCUAGCGUUAUCUAUUCGUUGACUUUAGUUAGUUUAGCUGUAGUUUUUGUUAAUUUGUGUGACUUAUUGCAAAUUAUUAUAGAAAAUUUUAAUCUGCUAAUAAUCUCUGAUAAUAUAACAACUGAAAGGAUUAAUAUUCCAUUUCGUGCUAUAAUUUUAACGAAAUCAGUUGCUACAAUGAAAGAAAUACAUUUUUUUAUAAUAUUGUUAGUGGCGACAGUAGUUAUAGCAGAAAAAAAGUCCUACGAUGGAUACAAAUUGUAUAAAGUUACACCAAAAACUGAGAAGAUAGUGAAUAUUUUAGAACAAAUAAGAGAUGCUGGUAUUGCAGAGUUCUGGAGUGAUUUUAUAAAUGUGGAUAGUGACAUCAGAAUAUUAGUUGAUCCAGAAAAGCAAGCAGUGUUUCGAGGAAGGUUAAUUCAAGCCGGUGUGGAGGUCAAAACCAUUAUUGAAAAUGUCCAACAAGUCAUUAACAACCAACUGAAUCCAAUAGAAGUGGAUCCAUCUAGAAGCAGCAGUUUUCUUUCCUACGACUGGAAUGCCUACCACAACUUGACUGACAUUGAAAGGUGGCUUGAUGAAGUGGCCACAACAAACUCUUCUGUCGUCACUAGAGUUACCAUCGGGCAGUCAACUGAGAACAGGCCUAUUAGAGGAAUUAUAAUCAACAUCAACCGGAAUAGGAGGAAGCCUGUGGGCAUCAUUGAAGGUACUCUCCAUGCAAGGGAGUGGAUUUCAGCAGCUACCGUCACUUGGAUCAUCAAAGAGUUUUUGACAAGUUCUGAUCUAGAUGUCAGGAGAAUGGCAGAGGAAACUGAGUGGCACAUAUUUCCAGUGGUGAAUCCUGAUGGAUAUGUUUACUCUUUUACUGAUAACCGAAUGUGGAGGAAAAACAGAAACCCAGCGCACUUUACAUCUUGCCUUGCUGCCGGUGUUCCUGAUGAUAUGAGCCGAGGAGUGGACCUGAACAGAAAUUUCAAUUUCUUCUGGAUGUCCACUGGAGCAUCAAGCAACCCUUGCACAAACAAUUUCGCCGGUCCAUCAGCAGAGUCAGAACUAGAAACAAGAGCCAUCGCGCAAUACGUGUUGGGUCUAAGACAGAAUGCGGACAUCGUGUACUAUCUGUCUUUCCACUCGUAUCUCCAGUGGAUAAUGUUGCCGUACAGCCAUGUGAAUGUGCCAUCUGUUAACAAUCAUAAUCAUUUGAUGGAAAUAGCAACAAACAGCUCUGUGAAGAUUUCAGAGAGAUAUGGAACUCGAUACGAAGUUGGAAUAUUAAAUCAACUCAUGUUUCCAGCCACAAUAAGUGGUUCAAGCUUCGACUGGGCCAAAUUCCACGCGAAUGCUUCUAUUAGCUAUUUAUUUGAACUACGAGAUCUUGGAGAAUUCGGUUUCCUCGUGCCACCUCAGCAGAUCAUACCUAACAAUUUAGAAAUAAUGGACGGCUUGGUAGAAAUGGACAAGGCAACAAAGCGCUUGGGUUACUUCUCUGACGCUUCUAAGGUUGUUUACUCUUUGACGCUAGUUAGCUUAGCAGUGAUUUUCGGGAGUUUUGUAAACUAGUGUAGAUGUAUUUUAGGGUAAUUGUAAUCAGAAAUAAAGGAAAAUACAUAAACGUACUUGAAAAAUA
This is a messenger RNA of Ostrinia nubilalis (European corn borer), 3005 nucleotides long. RefSeq lists its product as uncharacterized. Gene Ontology annotation, molecular function: zinc ion binding; metallocarboxypeptidase activity. The record is from RefSeq and is a predicted model, not a curated record. Gene Ontology annotation, biological process: proteolysis. NCBI's taxonomy places the organism in Eukaryota, Metazoa, Arthropoda, Insecta, Lepidoptera, Crambidae. Bases 59 to 2938 code for a protein of 959 amino acids. The transcript has 12 exons.